UGAUAGUUAUUCCAAUGUAAUUUUAGAUCCUAUUUGCCAGACGCAGUAUUCCCGGGCAUGCUCCUCGUCCCUUUACACAUUUAGAUCUGGUCGGUUGUCUCUCAACAUUCUCAGAGUGCUUACUUUUGAUUGUUCUUCUGUUGCAUCGGAUAAUUUAAAGUGAUAGUGAGGAAUUUGAAGCUACUGUUUGCACGUUUGUCUUAUGCUUUAUCUAGGUUCUGCGGUGCUGGGAUUGAUCAACAUUCUACGAGCUGAAUCGUGUCUCUGUUGCACUACAUUAGAGUUUUGUACACUCGUCAGUUCAGGGUGCUUUGGAUAGUAUUCGCAAUCUGGGUGCAAUGAUGCAAUAGAUUAGGGUUGCGGGCUUGAGGUUUGUGCGUUGGCUGAGCUGGGAAUGAUCGCGACGAGGGUCGCACUUGACGUCUUGUUCAUCGAUGUAGAAGAAGAGUCGAUGAGAGUGUGGUACUGGUGAGCGCUUGUGCAGCUGAAGGUUGAGCUUUGGCAUCUAGAAAUUAUAUCUCAUUCUUCAAGGAAUUAAUAAAUUCCGCUUCAAUCAAUUGUCUGAAUGAGUUUCACGACUUUCGAGGAGUUACAAAUUAUUGAGGGCCUGUCCUUUUGUUAAUUUGAGCGUUGUGCAGACACAGCAACCUUUUGUAUUCAAGGCCCAGAUUAGGUCUUUCUCUGUACUGCAAUUUUCGACUAGCGGUUGUAUACUCUUUGUUUUCGUCAGACGAAACUCCAUGUUUCUGUUGGGAAGCUAGACUCCUAGUCUCUGUUUCUAGUAUCAUGGCCCCAAAUGUAUCCACUAGCCUUUGAGUGUAUAUUAUUGCCUGAGUUUGGAACUGUAGAUGAUAAGAAUGCCUGUCCGAAGUCCAGGCUCCGUAACAAACAAAAAGAACACGCUUCUAGAGUCUCUCAAAGUGAUUACCAUGGAAUGCUGUCCAACUGUUCCAUCUAUUGUUGUUCGAAAUCUUAAAUGGCGGAGCACGGGAGGAAGAGUGCGCCGUGUGAGCGUUCUCGGCCGCCCCAAUGUAACUGGCCUCAUCCUCCUGACGUUGUUCGUCAUGUCAUCGUUUUUUGUCUUGGACCUCACCUUCCCCUGGAAUUCGACAAACGGGAAUGGGCUUCCGAUGUUAUCUCCGGGAUGUGACCUAUUCACUGGAAGUUGGGUGUACGAUGAAACAUACCCGUUGUACACAAAUUGCUCAUUUGCUGAGCCAGGAUUCCGGUGCGCUGAGAACGGAAGGUCGGAUCUGCGGUAUCGUAACUGGCGAUGGCAGCCCCGGGAUUGUAAUAUGCCAAGAUUCAAUGCCCUAGACAUGCUCACGAGGCUGCGGAAUAAACGUAUUGCCUUCAUCGGAGACUCCAUGGGCAGGACGCAGUGGGAAUCUCUGAUUUGUCUUCUCUUGGCUGGGGUCUCUGAUAAGACUCAGGUGAAGGAAACCAACGGGAGAACUAUCACGAAAACCGCCCCUCAUUUAGCAGUAUGGUUUCCCGGGUUUAAUGUAACAGUGGAAUACUAUAGAUCUCCCUGGCUUGUGCAAAUGAGUCGCCCACCUAGACAUACACCUCGACGGGUGGUGUCAACAUUGAAGCUUGAUACUCUGGAGCUAAUUAGUAGAAAGUGGCAGGCGGCCGAGGUUCUCAUCUUUAAUACAGGCCAUUGGUGGACUACUACAAAAACUUACCGCUCUGGCUGCUAUUUUCAGAUCGGAUCAAGCAUUCGUCUGGGUAUGAAGAUGGAAGAAGCAUACAGAAUAGCCGUUGCCACAUGGGCGGCCUGGGUGAACGAGCAGCUAAACCCAGAUGUUACCCAUGUGUUCUUUCGAAGUUUUGAACCCAGCCACUGGCUCCGAAAGGCAUGCCUGAAUAGCUCGUUACCUCUCACAAAUCAGACCCAUAUUUAUCCCUUGGAGCAGCACAUGCAAGCCGGCGUGCUGGACAAUGUGUGGGAGACUUUGCAUGUGCGAGCCACUUUGUUGAACAUCACCACACUGUCUUCAUUUCGACCCGAUGGCCACAUAUUCAAUUACAGUCGUCGAGGUUCUCCCUUGGACUGUGCCCAUUGGUGCCUUCCUGGCGUGCCUGACAUAUGGAACGAACAACUUUACGCUCUGUUUCUGCUCAGAGCAUCUGGAAGAGCUAAUAGCCAAGAAAUCAAGCGUCUCUUCUAAGCACGAGGUUGAACCUGACCUCUAAUGCUUAGGUUUUCCAACAUUUGUGAUACAAUGAAUCUGUAUCCAAGUGUUCACCAGAAUGGCAGCUGUCUUCCACAUCUAAAAAGAUUGUCCUCAUUAAUGGGUAUCUUUGCAGCACCACAAACCAGGCUUGCCCUGGUUACAUCUCGAAUGGCAAGGCUUACAGGAUUGGGCGACUUUGUUGUUUGUGCGUCAUCAUCUUCACGACUUGAAACUAACAGUGGAGAACACUGACAAGAGUGUUCCUGUGCUAGUUCUCGAGUCCACUCGAUAGCAUCAUGCUUAGAGAAGUUCGGUUGAGCUUGAGAGAGAUUUACAAAGACUAGCAGUUUUGCUUCCGCACACCCUUUUACGAUUUAGACAUUCAAGUAGCUCUUCACAUGUAUGGUUGAAGUUGUGACGAUGCUUGAACCAGCGAUGAUCUACAUUCAUUCUAUUGUACUCUUAUCGAGUAUCGUUGUAUCAUAUCAUUUAUUUGAACGGCUGUCAAACUUCCUAAGUGAAUAA
This is a messenger RNA of Physcomitrium patens, 2705 nucleotides long. RefSeq names its product protein trichome berefringence-like 7. NCBI's taxonomy places the organism in Eukaryota, Viridiplantae, Streptophyta, Bryopsida, Funariales, Funariaceae. Gene Ontology annotation, molecular function: O-acetyltransferase activity. Gene Ontology annotation, cellular component: Golgi apparatus. The record is from RefSeq and is a predicted model, not a curated record.